Messenger RNA from Solea senegalensis (Senegalese sole), 2367 nucleotides. It is a transcript of the gene gem, whose product is annotated as GTP binding protein overexpressed in skeletal muscle. The transcript has 4 exons. Gene Ontology annotation, molecular function: calcium channel regulator activity; GTP binding; GTPase activity. Gene Ontology annotation, cellular component: plasma membrane. Lineage: Eukaryota; Metazoa; Chordata; Actinopteri; Pleuronectiformes; Soleidae. The record is from RefSeq and is a predicted model, not a curated record. Gene Ontology annotation, biological process: negative regulation of high voltage-gated calcium channel activity. Bases 817 to 1737 code for a protein of 306 amino acids.
CGCUGCUUUACACUACAGUUUUUGCCAUUUACCCAUUCACAUGCUGCCAGUACAGCUGUCCGGAGCAUUGCGGGGUCACCUCAAGUGCCAAAUGAGAGGGUUCUGUCAGGAAGGACAUAGCAAUCUCUGUCAAAUUAAAUGAUAUAGUACAUGUACUUGUUCUGUGACAGAACAAGUACAUGUGCUAUAUGUGAAACAUGCUGCAAACAAGUCUUUUCGUUAUCAGUUAAUUAUCAAUUUCAUGAAUAACAGAUUUAUUGUUUGAGUCAUAAAAGGUUAAGAACAGGUGAAAAAUGUCGAUCAGUGUUUUCAAACCUCAAAAAGGCGACAGAAACGCCCUCACAUGGAAAUGAUUGCAAAUCGAAGGUUUCUUGGUGAAAGAAAUGAAAGAAAAUCGUCAUCUCUGGUCAAGUUCAGUAAACAGUGAUGAUGCUGCUCUUGUGUGGCCCUCCCUCCCUCCUCCCUCCCUCCUUCCUCCUCCUCCUCUGUUUAUAAAGCUCAGGGAAUCCCCAUUAUCAUCAGAAUAUCGGAGACUCUCUCAAUCAGACUUUUGUGAGACUCAACCACCAGAGACCUGCUGCUCCAGGAUCUAUGAAUUACAUCUGAUUUAUUUAGCUUUGAUUCUGCUCAUCCUCCUCAUCCUCAGUGAGGGCUCAGUGCAGACGUGGAGUUCAAACUAACUUUACUAUUUCUUAAUUCUGGCUCAGACUUUACAGAAACGCCUUACUUGUUUUAAGAGUGUUUAUCUCACGGUUUAACCCGACCGCGUUCCGUCAGUCCAGUCCAGUCUAGUCCGUUAGACCAUUUUUUGCCAACAUGCUGUCCACGGUGCGCCGGCACAGCCUCCGCCUACAGACCGAGCUGCACCGCUGGAGCAUCUGCGACCCGGGCAGCAACCUGCUCCCGGAAAACUUCCUGGCUCGAGUCCCCGCCUGCAUCUCCCGCUCCAAGUCCUGCACCAGCUCCGCGGGGGAGUCGGACGAUAGCCGCGGGAGCUGGUCCUCCUCAGACUCGGUCAUCUCCAUAGACUCCGCCGGGGAAGCGUUGGAACCCGGGAGACCGUACCGGGUGGUGCUGUUAGGGGCCAACGGAGUUGGUAAGACGGCGUUCGCCAGGAUCUUCGCCGGGGCAGAGGACAGCAUGGACACCGAUGAGUGCGAGCUGUGUGGAGAUGAAACAUGGGAAAAGAUGAUUGAGGUGGACGGAGAGUCUGCCACUGUAACUCUGCUGGACACAUGUGAUGCAGAGACUGGCAGUGAAUGGUCUCAGGAGUGCCACAUGCAGACAGGCGAUGCCUUCCUACUGCUGUACUCCAUAACUGACCGUGCGUCGUUCCUGCGAGCGUCUGAGCUCCGGAUCAACCUACGCCGCUUCCGUCCGGCUCAGCACACACCAAUCAUCCUGGUGGGGAACAAGUGUGACCUUGUGCGAUGUAGAGACGUGUCAGUCAGUGACGGCCGCGCCUGUGCUGCUGUGUUCGACUGCAAGUUUAUCGAAACCUCUGCUGCCAUGCAGCACAACGUGUGGGAGGCCUUCCACGGCAUAGUGCGACAGCUGCGUCUGCGCCGAGACUCCAAAGAAGCCAACAAACGUCGCAGGCACACAAAGUAUAACACGCGCCGCGAGAGCCUCCCUACAAAGGCCAAGCGUUUCCUUGACAAGGUGGUAGCAAAGAACAACCCCAGCAUGGCGUUUUGGCUGAAAUCAAAGUCCUGCCAUGACCUGUCUGUCCUGUAAAGGCCCAACACACUCAACAGACCCUUGAGCUGGUGAACAGUCAUCAGUGUUGAAUUAGUGGACAUGAGCUGGUGGGACGCCUGCUUCUACAGGGCUUAAGGCUGGGUGAUUUAAAGCCAGUCCUCACUAUGUCCACAUGCAGCCUCGGCUCAGCAAAGACGUUGUGCAGGAGAGGUGGUUCACACAUUUCGCCACUGUUGUUUACAUGUGGCUACGAUGACUGAGCUCAGUCAAUCAGACUUUGUAAUGGACGAGACAAUCGUCUAACCAACUGAUGGCUUCUGUCAUGAAGACUUGGAGGUUGUUGAUGAACUGAUACAGUUUGAAACAAAGACAUUAUUAUUAUUAUUGUUAUGUCCCUCUUGCUGUAUUCGUCCAUCUCUUUGUCAAAUCCAAAUCAAAGUGGUAUUUGUCUCUAUUUGUUUUGUUAUAUAUAUAUCUAUAUAUAUAGAUAUAUAUAUAUAUAUAUAUUAUGACCUUUGUGUUGUUAUGAUACUUAUGUGAUGAUAUUUAUAAUGUAUUAUGUAUUUUGCAUUCGCUGUAAAUAAAUCCCAGAUUGAUAAUGUAUUGUUUUUUGCUACUUGGACUAGUUUCAUUGUUGCUCGAUGAAAUAAAGUGACAUCAUCAUGA